UGCUCCUCUAAUAUUCACCAAUUCAUUUAUUUAGUUUCUCUUGCGAACCAAAAGGACACACAUGGUGUUUUUUUGAACAAAUGUCACAAAGAAAGUGCUUCUGAUUUAAAUUCUAUCGACGAAAAUCGCUAAUUUUUAUUCAUUUUUUUGGAAAUUUAAACAUUUAGAUUUGUAUUUUCGGUCCAAACAAAUCGUAAUAAUGUGUAGUUCAAAUUUAAAGUCAUCAUUCAGCAUUGAUGAAAUAUUAUGCCAAAGUGCAACUAGAUCAAGUGUAUCUGUGCCGGCGGCCAGCGCAUUCACAGAUCUUCCGAUGGCAUUUAACAAUAGUUUAAACGGCCGAACACAGUUUCUUCCCAAUUUGUUUGACUUAAUUCCACCAAGAUGCUAUUUCCCACAUGCAUCACCACAGCCAACACCUCCAACAUACAUCGAUCCAUACGCGAAUGUUUUUCAAAAAGCUACGCCAAGCGGCUAUAUGCCAUAUUAUUCGCAUCCGUUCGGUGGCUGUACAUUCAAACGGAAGGGCGGUCAAGUUCGUUUCACGUCGCAACAAACGCAACAUUUGGAACAACAAUUCAACAGUAACAAAUAUCUUUCGCCCGAUGAUCGAAAACAACUUGCCGUUCAGCUAAAGUUAAGCGAUCGACAAGUAAAAACAUGGUUCCAGAACAGACGUGCGAAAUGGCGACGUGGCAUCACAGUGAUAAAAUCAUCAUCGAAGAAUGAAUCCAGCCAUCCAAAUUCACCUACAACAAGUGGAAAUUAUACAUCAUCUGCUGAUAAACUGCAGACACAUUGCCAAUUUAACCACUUUGUCGAUAGUACGAUGAAACCUUGUUUCCCGCCAACCGAUUGAGCAAAUCGAAUAAUCUCCAUUUCGAAAGAAAAAUGUUACAAUGUCAAAAUAUUUAUAUCCAAUAAAAUCACUUGC
This is a messenger RNA of Sitodiplosis mosellana (orange wheat blossom midge), 931 nucleotides long. It is a transcript of the gene HHEX, whose product is annotated as hematopoietically-expressed homeobox protein hhex. Gene Ontology annotation, molecular function: RNA polymerase II cis-regulatory region sequence-specific DNA binding; DNA-binding transcription factor activity, RNA polymerase II-specific. The record is from RefSeq and is a predicted model, not a curated record. Gene Ontology annotation, biological process: cell differentiation; regulation of transcription by RNA polymerase II. The coding region runs from base 200 to 856 and encodes 218 amino acids. Lineage: Eukaryota; Metazoa; Arthropoda; Insecta; Diptera; Cecidomyiidae. The transcript has 4 exons.